AUGGCCGCCAACCCAAGCAACCUCCCAGCAGACACACCCAUUGCCCUCACCGGCGUGCAGGAGACGCUCCUUAUCACGCUCCGCGCCAAGUACCUGGACUUUUACCACCCGCGACCCCUCCUCGCCGACCGUUGGGCCGUCGCUGUGCUUGACCACUUCGGCCCGCGACUGCGCACCCCGUCCGGGCUCCCAGUCCCCAUCACUCUGCUGCGCAUGCGCACCCGCACCAUCGACGAAGUCACAUCUGCCUUUCUGACGCGGCACCGGGACGCGCCCGUCGCUGUCGUGCAUCUCGCGUGCGGCUUGGAUGCCCGCGCGCUGCGCCUGCGCGAAAAGUGCGGGGUUGAUGUGCGCUGGAUCGACCUCGACCUGCCCGACGUCAUUGACGCCCGGCGCCGCAUGACCGCCGUUCUGCCUGAGCCGCCUGCGGUCGCUGGUGGAGGCGGCAAAUAUGCGUACAAUAUGGUGGCGGCGGAUGUGACAACAACCGAGUGGCUUGAGGACCUCGGCGCCGACCGCCCAACGCUCGUCAUCAUGGAGGGCUUACUCAUGUAUCUGAGCGUCGCAGACGCCGAAGCGCUUGUGCAGAGACUCGUCGACCGCUUUGCGCCGUGUGGUGGGGAGAUUGUGUUUGAUGCCCUCUCGCCGUUGUAUGCGGCAUUGCAGAGACGGACGGUUCGCCGGCCGGGGAGCUUCGACGUGCAUGUUGGCUACGCGGCUGGCAGUCCCGCAGACGUGCUGAAGCUGGAUAAGAGACUGCAGCUUGUAAAGGCAUACACGGUUACGGAUAAUCCAGCCGUCAAGUUGUUGGGCUUUUGGCCGCGCUUGGCUCUGUGGUUGGUGUCUUGGAUUCCGUAUGCUGGGACUAUGAACCGCUGGAUGGUCUUUGAGAUGUAG
Messenger RNA from Beauveria bassiana ARSEF 2860, 897 nucleotides. RefSeq names its product tetracenomycin polyketide synthesis O-methyltransferase. The transcript has a single exon. Lineage: Eukaryota; Fungi; Ascomycota; Sordariomycetes; Hypocreales; Cordycipitaceae. Gene Ontology annotation, biological process: methylation. The record is from RefSeq and is a predicted model, not a curated record. Gene Ontology annotation, molecular function: methyltransferase activity. The coding region runs from base 1 to 897 and encodes 298 amino acids.